This is a messenger RNA of Priceomyces carsonii, 1002 nucleotides long. Its product is annotated as SDR family oxidoreductase. The record is from RefSeq and is a predicted model, not a curated record. The transcript has a single exon. Bases 1 to 1002 code for a protein of 333 amino acids. Gene Ontology annotation, molecular function: oxidoreductase activity, acting on the CH-OH group of donors, NAD or NADP as acceptor. Lineage: Eukaryota; Fungi; Ascomycota; Pichiomycetes; Serinales; Debaryomycetaceae.
AUGACGAAGGUUCUUAUUUCUGGUGCUUCAGGCUAUAUUGCUCAACAUAUUAUCAAAGAUCUAUUGGCUCAAGGCUAUGCUGUAGUGGGUACAGUCAGAUCAGCAGAAAAAGGAAACAAGUUAGCUAAAUUGUUUAACUCCAGCAAGUUCUCCUUCGAAAUUGCCAGCUUAACAGAAGAGAACGCUUUUGAUAAAAUACUUAUUAACAACAAGGAUGCGACAGUAUUCUUACAUACAGCCUCUCCGUUGCCUCAUGAUGCGAAUGAUAAUGAGAAGGACUACUUAAUCCCAGCGGUCGAAGGUACUAAAUCUGUAUUGCAAGCAAUCAAGGAUCAUGGUCCUCAAAUUAAAAAUGUAGUGAUUACAUCAUCCUUUGCUGCAGUUAAAGAUUCCAAAAAUAACGGCUCUUUACCUUACACCGAAGAAAGCUGGAAUUCUGUUACGUGGGAAGAAGCUGCCAAGGACAAGUCUCUUGGAUAUGCUGGAUCGAAGAAAUUUGCUGAAAGAGCUGCUUGGGAUUUUCUUGAAAAGGAAAAACCCUAUUUCACGUUAUCUAUUGUUAACCCUACAUAUGUGUUCGGACCCCAAGCUUUUGAUGAAGAAGUCAAGGAGAAGUUGAACUUUUCUGCGGAAAUUAUCAACUCCAUUGUUAGACUGGGUUCUACCGGUAAGGUACCACAGUUCGAGGGAGCAUUUAUUGAUGUUAGAGACGUCGCCAAGGCUCAUAUUUCUGCCUUCACCAAUGAAAAGGCUUUUGGUAAAAGAUUAUUAUUAUACAAUGGACCAUGCAAUGUUCAAGAUAUUGUCAGCUACAUUAAGGAAGAUUUUCCUCAAUUAAAAGUACCAGUAGUUAAAGGCAAUGGGAUGAAAAGUGAUUCGAAAGCGAAUACAACUGUUGAUAAUAAAAUCACUCGUAAAAUUCUUGCUUAUGAUUUCAUUGACUUAGAAAAGUCCCUCCACGACUCGAUUAGUCAAAUCUUGAAAGUUUACCCUAUUUCAUGA